AUGUCUAUGAUAGGAGUGGUGCAGGCCGGAGGCUGGUUUGCUUAUUUACAAGCAGCUGGCGUUUACGGUGUUGGAACAACGGGUAAAAUGAUAUUGGCUUCGACUGUUGCGCCAUUGUGUGCAGCUAUAUGUGGAAGUUCAGAGGAAAGACAAGAUUUAAAAUGUUACACCCACAGAAUUAAUGGAAUGAAGGGCUUGGAUGAAUAUCUGAUACGAGCAGAACAAGUAAAGAAUAUUAAGCAGUGUGAAGAUCAAUGCAACGAUGAUGCAGCUUGCAGGGCUAUUCGAUAUCUUCCAAGAAAUAGCUUUUGCUUUUUAUACAAACUACAACAAUAUAUUGAAGACGAUAUUAGUGAAAGCCAAUUUUAUGUAAAACGUUGUAUUCUAUGUUACAUGAACCAAACGAAAAAUGCCAAAGGACGUGAUGAUGAAAUUCAAACAGUUUGGGACGCAUCUUCUCUCAAGGAAUGUGAGAUUCGAUGUAUUAAAACUGACGACUGCGGUGUUGUUUAUUUUGAUGGGCUAAGAUGUUUCAAAUUUAACACCAAAACAGAACCAAAGGAGAAUACAGGCACUGACUUUUCAUCAAAGAUAUGUGAAGAGUUCAGCGAUAUAGCACUUUAA
Messenger RNA from Mytilus trossulus (common blue mussel), 624 nucleotides. RefSeq lists its product as uncharacterized. The record is from RefSeq and is a predicted model, not a curated record. The coding region runs from base 1 to 624 and encodes 207 amino acids. Lineage: Eukaryota; Metazoa; Mollusca; Bivalvia; Mytilida; Mytilidae. The transcript has 2 exons.